Messenger RNA from Varroa destructor (honeybee mite), 6859 nucleotides. It is a transcript of the gene onecut, whose product is annotated as homeobox protein onecut. The record is from RefSeq and is a predicted model, not a curated record. NCBI's taxonomy places the organism in Eukaryota, Metazoa, Arthropoda, Arachnida, Mesostigmata, Varroidae. Gene Ontology annotation, biological process: regulation of transcription by RNA polymerase II. Gene Ontology annotation, cellular component: nucleus. Gene Ontology annotation, molecular function: RNA polymerase II cis-regulatory region sequence-specific DNA binding; DNA-binding transcription factor activity, RNA polymerase II-specific.
GCAAAGCAGCCAUCAAAGGAUACUGUUAUCUAGAUUUCCUCAACCUAACAACGACCUGCAUAUGAAUGAAGUUCCUGUUAUAGAAACAUAUACAAGCCCAUUCAUAACAGUAAACAGAAAACAUCCUAUAUCUCAUAGGUUAAGUACACAACAUUUUGUCUAAUGAAAUAUUGUCUAAUGAAACGCUAGCUCGCCACAACGUAUGUCAAAUUGUCAUCAAGCAAACGACCUACAGGAACUUCGGAGCUGACUUAAGUCGUACACAACAAUAAACUGCAGUUAAGAGCAGGAUUCUGUUGAUUUGCGGUCGGUGUUCAUAAGUGGCCAGUAGCAGCAGCGGUUAUAAUACGAUAGUGGUUGUUAUAUGGACGAUCAACGUAUAACUGAGAGUCUUCUAGUUAAAUUGCGUGCAACAACUCCUGGGUGCGCGAGCUUCCCAAGCCGAGCUAACUGGCGUUCUUCUGAUGCUUAACGCCUCCUGACCUAUCUCAGUUAAGUUGCGGCACCCCAUUGGGAACGCGCGAUAGUGCGCAUGCUCCCGCCUGCUCUUGGAGUCUGCGCCCGGAGAACGCGAGCUCCAAAACAAGAUGGCGAUCUGCUGAUGGUCGAUGAUGCUGACCACAAUACACUGAACAAUAUAAAUAAAUCAAUAGGUAAAUUGUGACUGGUAAGAGUGGGCGUUAUGUUGUAUCUAUGUGUCUAACGCUUUUGGUGCGUCCAACUGGUGCGUUUUGCAUCUGUUACGUUGUCAGUGACAUAACCCGGUCAUUGACAAUAGCUGCAGAGAGGGAAUCGAACGAUGGUUCUGUGACGAUGACGUGAAUACCGUGAACCGUAGUUGUGUGUGUGUGUUGUUUUGGUGACGGUGACUGUUGUUCCUAAUUAACUCUGCCAGGAAUGAUUGCGUGUGAUUGAGUGAACAAUUAUGCAGUGAUCAAGAAUUAGAUUGUGGCCACUGUGGUGAUAAGUGGUGGACGUGGAUGCCGUCUGUAAGUGACUGGCAGGCGGUGUUCGGGGUAAGGACGGCCCCGAGGCCGCCUUCGAUCUGGUCGUCACUACCUCUGGUCCACAGUUUCCGCCACCCCCCUCCCCCUCUCUCCCUUGUUAACAACAGCACCCAUAACUUUUAAUGAAACCACUGGAAUGGUAUGGAACAAGCGAGCAGUGAAACGAUCGGAAAAGAGCGUCCCCCAUAUACGAUUCGGCUGAUGUCUACAAGUGUUGAUUUUGUUACCACCAUAACCGGAGCUGGUGUCUCGUAGCAGUACUACUAUCAUUGCUGCACUAUUUGUAUCGCGAUUACCGCUAACACUACUUCAGCAACUGCAAUCAUGUUACGGCAGCUACAGCCGCUUGUAGUGGCCUCAUGCGACGGUCAACCACCCACCCUUGUUCUGUUGUUGACAUCUGCCCCUGUCGGUGUGGGUGGCCUGCAGAACACCCUCAUAUCGCCUGCGGCGAACGUGCUGAGCGUGCUGUCUGCAGCUGAUCUGCAGGCAGUUUUUCAACAAGCUACAACGUCAACACCAGCAGUAGCAGCAACAACAAUAACAUCAACAAAUACUUCAGCAGCGACCUUAGCUGUAUCCUCUGCUACGACAACAGCAACGGCGCUAACAACAACAACAACAACAACAGUGGCAGCGAUAACAGCAGAAGCUCCGUUGAUCGAGAGUAGGACCCGUCAACAGUCCGUCCCAUCAGCAACUGAAGAGCACACUGAGGUCUCGACACAAAUCGUGGCGACAGGAAACUGCACCUCCGAUCGACCGCCAGCAUCCCCCGUGCGUCUACGACCCGUUCUGAAUGCCGGUAAUGUAAUGCAUGGAAUGCACACGACCACAACAAGUCUGGGAGCACUCGAACCGUUGGACAAUGACGAGCCGUCCGACGAGGAGGUCGGCUCCGAGCCGAUUGUCGACGCUGCAUGCGAGGGUGACAAUAUCGUUGUGGAGUCUUCGGGGGAGGUAGUUCUGGAGAGGGUAGAUGGUCCCCUUGAGGGUGAGGGCAAUACCGAUACUACGGCAGGGGGACCGACUCGUGGGGAUAUGGAAGUUCUAGGAAUGGGAGUUGAGGGAGUAGAAGCCAAUGACGCGGGAGAGGAUGGACUGCUGUUGGAUAGAAUGGUAGGGAUCGAAGCAGGGGUUGGAGAAGGCGGAGAGGUAUUGGACUCCCCUCGAGGAGGGCCCGACCUGGCUGCAAUUUCUUCCCUACCCUCUAUGCUGUCUACCAGCAUUCCUCUUUCCCUCGUUCAGGCUGUGGCCGAAGUGCGAGCGCUUGCCGCGCCCCCUGGCCCCGACGUGAGCGACGAGCAGUUGUUACCGCCUCCCGCGGACCUAUAUUUGGGCGGAGCUACGCUUAGGGGCUCCGUCGUGGUGGCGCUGCCGGCGACCGGCCCACCGAACAACCGACAAGGCAGGCAGAACAAGCAGGAGAUCCGGCCGAGCCAGAGCUCCUCGAACCGACGCCAAGCGACAGCAACCACGAGGCCAGUCGUCGUAUCGGCGACAGUAGCAACAACAACAACAACAGCGGAUCGACAACAACAACAACAACGCGAUAGCAGCAGUAGCAGCAACGAUCAAGACAAUUUGAGUACUGCCUGCAGUAGCAUCGAUAGUACUGCUGUUGCUCCUGCUGCUGUCAGAAAUCGUUUACGCGCACACGCGACGCUAGUGACGUCUGGUGAACACAGCUCACAGCUGAUUUGCGUCGAGGGAAGGAUUAGAGGAGGUCGUGCGCGAACAACAACUAUCAACGCCACUAACCAGACGCCUGGCAUAUCUGAGAACAAAUUGACGUCAUCGAACCCUUCGGUAUCACUGUCAGGACAUCUUAGCAGAGCCACCGAGGCGUCAGCGGUAGUACCGGGUCGAGUGCUUUCAACGCCGACACCAGCAGGAGCACGAACAAGGCGGCCGGGUCUGGUAACUGAAAACGUCCCCGCAGAGGUCGCCGCCGCAGCUGCAGCAGCAAUCGCACAACAAAUCGAAGAGGGCGGAAAAAAACUAAGAAGAAAAGGAGGCCAUCACCAAGAAGGAGAAAAAGCGGCACUAGCAGUAGUAGCAGCAGCAGCGGAGGGCCCGGUGGCCCCGCUCGCUGGCGAAGCGGCACUUCAGGCUCUCGAGCCAGAGCUUCUGUCGCCCCCCUCGGUCUCCUCGGGUGAUGCGGGCUCCCCAGAACGGCCCUGCCACCCCUGUGACCCGCAAGAUCAGGAACAUCAGGAGCCUUCACAUCCCGUCGAGGAUCCGGAAGACCCAAGCGCGAUGAUCGACACAAGUGAAUUCCGCGCCGGGUUGGGCGAUGGUUAUCAUCCGAGCGGGCGUAUGUCUCCCGGGGGUAGUUUCGCCUCAAACGCAUCCAGUUAUGCCACCCUGACGCCGUUGCAGCCGCUGCCGCCCAUUUCUACCAUGUCGGAUAAAUUUUCGCAUUAUGGGCAUCCACAUCCCAAUGCUGGAUUUUCGUCACUAAUGCCCGCUAUGGGUAUGGGCAGCUAUCCCAUGGGCGGCUACGACAAGCUGGGCCCCAUGGGCGGCAUUAACGUGGGCAGCGUUAGCCCCCCAAGUAGCCACGGACAGGCGCCGAUGCUUGGACAUGCCAAUGCAGCUAUACCGUCGCCACCGUAUUCGCAAAACGGUGCCGGUGGCGGAAGUAGCGGUAUGGCGUCUCCACAGUUAACGGAUAAGGGUUUGUCGUCAUACGAAUCUUACUCUCAUGCAAGUCGAGAGCUUGCGCGGUUAGGUUCGCCGCAAUCGCCCACUUCGUCGGUGGCAUUGCAUUCGCCAACGAUGCUGGCCGGACUGAACGGUCUGGGCGGCCUCAAUGGGUUAUCAGCUCAUACGCCGCCUUCCGCAAACCUUGCGGCACCAGCCACGCCACCUCACCAAGAUGUCAAACCUUUCACAGCCACCAGCAUUACUUCUGUCACGGGCAGCUCUACACCACCGGCCAGUUUGCCUAGGUCAAUGACACAGGUAACCGGCGCAACGGGGUUAUCCGUAGGGGUGGCAAAUUCAGCCCCUGCACCAUCGCCCACUGCCUUGGGUGCAAGUAACAAGGGUGGCGUGCCUGGUGGCCUAGGCGUCCCGACACAAAAACAGAGUCAUAGCACCAGCUCUUCAGCGUCUUCCGCUGACGAGGUGGAAGAAAUCAACACGAAAGAAUUGGCACAGCGAAUCAGUGCCGAACUUAAACGCUACAGUAUACCGCAAGCAAUUUUUGCCCAGAGGGUUCUCUGUCGAUCGCAGGGGACGCUCUCAGACCUGCUCAGAAAUCCGAAGCCGUGGAGCAAACUCAAGUCUGGUCGCGAAACGUUCCGGAGAAUGUACAAAUGGCUCGAGGAACCCGAGUUUCAACGGAUGUCAGCUCUCAGACUCGCAGUGAAAAUGAAUGCACAGAACCCCAAGCUGGAGUCUUCGGGACGAGGCUCCGGUGGUUCCUCUGCGUCAACGCCAGUUUAUAACCCUCAUACAAGUACGUACUUAAGCGAUGUCCAUCUAGGUUUCAAUUCGCUGCCACUGGGUAAGCAUUUGUCUUCUGCUUUUCACUCGGCGGGGUCCCGGGCGGCGCGGGGGGUGUCGACGAAUCCGUCAAGGGCUCAGCAGCAGCAGCAGCAGCAGCCCCCUCGCCACAGGGCCCCCGCCCACUUACACGCAUCUUCUUCUUGUUCUUCCGCCUCUUGUUUUUGUAUCUCUGAUUCAGCCACCUUAUCACUAGCAUCCAAUUACAAUUCAAACAGCAAUUCUUGCUUUGCACCAAGUGGUGCCUGUUCUACGAGCGCCACCAGUCCGAUGGUGGUGCCCCCGCAUCAUCAUCACCAUUAUCAUCAUUCUAUGCGGUCUUCGCUAGCAUUGAGUCCGCUCUCCUCGUCCGCACUCUCGCUCUCGGCCACAAGCACCGUUGCUGCCACGUCACAUUACACCAAUUACCCCCCACGGCUCACAACACCCCCGCCGCCACCGCCACCAACACCGCUACCACGAUGGGGAUAAGCCAGCAUCCAUCGACGGUGGCGGUAGCGGAGGCGGGGGCGGCCGCAGCAGUAGCUUUCCUUCCUCCUCCUCUUCUCUGGCAUCUCCUUCCGGCCAAGGGUUGCCGCCAACGGCCAGCCCAUGCUAUUCUGCACCAACACCAUCACCUUGUUCGUUCUGUCGAUAUGGGGGGGUGUCCGUUUAAUUCCACUCAAUUGGGUGCUGCUACCUACCAUUCGUACUUUUACCGGCUGGGGGCCCUCACUGGGGGUAGCGAUCCCUACUAUCACUCAACGCACGCGACGGCUGGUACCGCGGCCAUACGGUCCGUGCUCCUCGAGCGUCGUUUUGACUAGACCGCGGUUCACUGUCACUACUAUUACAACGACAACAACAGCAACAACAACAACAACAACAGCAACAGCAGCAGCAGAAGCAGCAGCAGGCCCCCCCGCGCGAGGCGACAUCAGUGGCUCCGCCGGUUACCGCCCGGGACGCCAUGACGCCGCCGCCCUCACCGGUCGUGCGCAUCUUGCUAGGCACGGCCGCUUCACUCACGACAUCGUCGUUCUUGUCGUUGGUUGCCGCCAGUGCGGUCAUUGGCGCAACAUCUUCACUUCUCAUCUGCCGCAAUUGUUGCGGGAAAAGAUCUGGCAACAGCGGCUUCCACAGCGACGGUUGUGUCUCUGACCCUAGCAGCGUCGUUUUCAUCGUUGGCGGCGAGUUCUUCGGUUUCGGUUGUUAGGAGCUACGCGAGUUCGACAGUAACUUCGGGUACCCCCAACUGCUCGCUCAGCGCCUGCAUCUACAUCUGCCUUUUCUCUACACAGCGGCGUCAGCACCAAUUCAACAGCAGGCUCCGAAUAGCAACGGCACCGACUCCGGGGCGGCACUACAACGGCGGCGCAUCAUUUGUAAGAAACAUCAAAAAAACAGAGAAAUUACAGCUGAUAAGAAAGAUCAACUGUAAAGCGCAGCUUCCUCCCCCUGACCUUCUGUCUCUUGGCCAUUCAGAAUUGUAAUAGAUGCAUUUUAUUUGAUCAUUUGGUUAACACAUAGAUUUGGUUAAUCCCAGGUAGACAUCUCUGUCGUUAAGUUGAGCUGGAACUCGAAGAAUGAUCUGUUCUUUGACUUCUAUACGUAGCGUGAAUCUGGCUACUCGAAUAAUUGGUAUAGAUUUGGUAUGUGACCUCGUAAUCGAACGCAUUAUAGAAUUAUCCUUUCACGCAUCGACUCUGUAUUUGAGAUAUUAAACUAUCUGUUCUAGGACAAUUUUCAAUCGAUUGCCUAUUCAAGUUGGGUCUUCACUUUGCCUCAGGAUGAUGAGCAGGGCGGCAGCGCGUAUAGGAUUCGCACAGUGGGCACAGUUUCUCAAUCGUUUAUAGUAGAAAUUUCCUUCGCCGUCUAUUAGUGGCACUUUUGUUUCUGUCUACUCCACGAUUCACGGCCAUUUUUUGCGCCCAUCUUCAGCAGCAACCAGCAGACUAACUGCCAUUAUGAAAUUAUUAUAUAAUUAGUACAUCAUAAAUGCACCUGAUUAUCAGUAGGUGUUCGCUGCCUGAAUGAAAUCUACUGGUUUGCAGUAUUUGAUAUUAAGAAGAAAGAAGAAUAGCGCUUAUUAUCGAUUUGUAAUUUUGUUUAUGCUGUGGCAUAGAACAUGUCUAGAUCCGUGAAAUUUUAGGCUUAUAUCUCAUUUCUGCUGGCAAGACAGAUACAGUUUUUGUGUGAAUCUGUCUAGAAACGGUGAAUCACUUGUUGGGUGGCUACCUACAUAGCUAGCAUAGUUAGGCUAGACGCAGAUCAGCCGUAGCCGGUUUUUGACGGAUUUUUCACCCAACCAUAACAGACGUCGUUGUUCGAGUCUUGUCCAUAGAGUUGGUUUGUUAUUA